ACAUCCGCAUCUAGUCAGGGACAACGUUCCUUAGAUGAUGUCGCAGUUGUUCUGCCUUGUAAACAGAAUGACUGGAAACUGAUUUUAUUGUUAAUAAUUAUAAAUGCAACAAAAUGUGUGCAGUUUGUAAUAUUAUCUUGUUUACAAAUGGAAAGGAAAUAUAGUAUAAAUAUAAGAAAUGAAACUUUCUUUUUCGGUGUUCAUGCGAAAUGAAUGAUGGAAUAGAAUUGGCAAACCUGAAUUACACCUUAAAAAAUUUCAUUAUUCAUAUUUACGGUUGUUCUCAAGACACAGCGUUGAUGUAAGCUGCAUACAAAACUGUAACUGAAAUGCUGAAUAAAAAGGGCCAUAUUUAAAUCAAAGUGAAGGGAAUACUAUCUAACUUGGUCGUUUCACUGUCUUUGAUGGCGGGAAAGCCUUGUAUGAAGUUUUCAGUUACUGAGAAAUGAGUUAAGCAUGGUGUGAAGUCAAAGUUGACGAUAGCACCGAUGUCCAGGGUCAGCACCAGAAGGUUUUCGGGAAGUUACAGCGGAAGCAAACCAAGGAAACCUCCAACCAUCUGUCUCCACAAACACACUAGAGGUGAUUAAGAGGGCUAUGAAUGCCUACAAAAAAUGGAGAAGAGAUGUCCUAUCAAAAGAGUCUGGAAAAUUGUCUGACUUACAUGCUCUAUUGAAAUCGAAGGAAAAUAUUUUGAAAAUGGACAAUUCUGAACUUAAUUUCGUGUUAUCUUGUUUUUUCCUUGCCGUUAGAAAAGAAAAUGGGGAGGUAUAUCUCCCUGACACUAUUCAUGUCUUUAUUUCAGGUAUCCAGAAACAUUUUCAAAUGAAUGGCCGGGAUGUGUCAUUUUUCAUUGAUACUCAAUUUAAAGGCCUUAAAAAUUGUCUUGAAAACUUACUGAAAGAAAGAAGUAAAUUAGGUAUUUGUUUAUACAAAAAGCAAGCAAAACCAAUAACAACAGAACAAGAAGAUAAGCUAUGGCAAAGCAAACUCUUGGGUGAUGAGACACCUAGAAUGCUUCUCAACACUAUGUUUUGGAUUAUUAGAAUAUAUUUUGGACUCAGAGGGGGACAGGAACAUAGUAAUCUUGCCCUGAAUAAUUUCAAAAUAGGAUGUGACACAGAUGGUAGGCGCUUUUUGCAAUACACAGAGACGAUGCCAAAAACAAACAGCAGGUUAAAAUACAGACGUGUUAACCCUCAUUGUGCCAAAGCUUACGAGUUAAUUGAGAAUCCUGCACGAUGUCCAGUUGCUAUUUUUCAAAAGUAUACUUCAAAACUCCAUCCAUCUUCGAAUCCCAAAAAAUUCUAUUACAAUCCGAUCAUAAAUGGCGGCCUCAGAGGACCUUGGUUCACCCUUGUAGCCGUUGGACAUAGACAGCUUAACCAAGUAGUCAAAACUAUUAUGCAUGACGCAGGAUACGAAGGUCAUUAUACAAACAAUUCAUUGCGGGUUACUGCUACAAGGUUAACUAAUGCGGAAGUUCCAGACCAACUUAUUAUGGCACAAACAGGACAAUGUAGCAGUGCAGACGGCCUAGUCGAGAUCAGAUAAAAAAAAUGUUUCUGACGUUCUCUGGUCGCAUAAAAUUAUGUAAACAGAAAACAUUUCCAAUGCUCAAGAAACAAAUUUUAAAGUCUUGAGUUUAAUCGAAAAUGAAUCAAAACAAAGUUCCUCUCUCCCAGGAUCUCUUGAAAUAUCUGGUUCUUCUUGUUUCACGAUAAAUUUGUAUAGCUUGUAAAACAUAUAAAGGGAAUACUUUGCAGAACUAAAAACAAACUGUUGCAGUUUUUGAUUUGUAUGGUUGUACACAGUUGACAGAUGUUUUUUGUACUAUUUGAUGAGCAGGUGUAAGUUAGGUAGUGCGCAUGUUAUACAGUAGUUGCACACAAACUAGCUAUUACAAAUAGUUCAUGCUAAAGUAUAAAAACGUAUGUCUCUUCUGUACCACCAUUGAUUUAUACUUUUAAUUGCAAGUUGAAAAGGUGAUAUAUUGUAUAUUCACAUGAAAAUUUGCAUUAAUUUUAUUCACCCGCAUGAUUUACUUAAGAAUAUGUCGAUGUUGUGUACACUUGGCUAUAAGAUAUAUGGGAAUGUUAAUAAUCAAGUCAUAGUUAAUCAUGAUGUAUAAAGUUAUGUUUUGAAAGCCAUUGAAUCAUUCUUAUUGAAGGCUUAAUAAAUUCAUGCAGUUUUA
This is a messenger RNA of Mercenaria mercenaria, 2194 nucleotides long. RefSeq names its product zinc finger MYM-type protein 2-like. The record is from RefSeq and is a predicted model, not a curated record. Gene Ontology annotation, molecular function: DNA binding. Lineage: Eukaryota; Metazoa; Mollusca; Bivalvia; Venerida; Veneridae. Gene Ontology annotation, biological process: DNA recombination; DNA integration. The coding region runs from base 598 to 1554 and encodes 318 amino acids. The transcript is spliced from 2 exons.